Molecule: messenger RNA, 661 nt
Organism: Owenia fusiformis
Lineage: Eukaryota; Metazoa; Annelida; Polychaeta; Sabellida; Oweniidae
Source: the annotation of a GenBank genome assembly
UAGUAGCGCUGCAAUCUGAUAAUCUGAUGACUAUGAGGAUUGCACCACAAGUUGUAAUCUCUAUUGUAUAUUUAAGAACAUUUCAAGUUUCUGUUAAAACUAUUUCACAACUGCAGGUGUUAAGGGGUUUGGUUGAAAAGAACACAACAAGCAGAAAUGACAGAAGAAAGUUUCGCCUCCUCCGGGGCAGGGGCUGCAUCCUGCUACCCCGUCCAAUGUUCAACCCUGAGGAAGGGUGGUCAUGUGAUGAUUAAAGGUCACCCAUGUAAAAUUGUGAACCUCUCCAGUGCUUCACCUGGGAAACACGGUCAUGCAAAGAUUCAACUUGUUGGCCUGGACAUUUUCACUGGGUCACGCUAUGAGGAUAGCUGCCCAUCAAAGCACACAAUGUCUGUCCCAGAGGUCAACAAAAAUGAAAUACAUGUGUUGUCUGUGGCCCAUGAUGGUUACAUAUCGCUGUUGUUGGAGAAUGGGGAGAUCAGGCGUGACCUGAAGGUUCCUGACAAUGGACUAGGGAAGGAGAUUCAUGAUCGCAUCAAACAGGAAGAGGAUAUCGCUGUGUGCAUCCUCUCUGCUUGCGAACAAGAGGCAAUCAUUGGAGUGAAGAAGCUCCACUUUGACCCAUGAACUAUCACCUAUACCUAGUCCAUGAUGCAGGACU